AUGGGUAUUCCCAUUACUAUCCAAACACUUUUGGAUCGAGUCUCCAACUUCACUGGCUCUAGCAACGCAACAAUUCGAGUCCCCGCACAGGACCCUACUACAGACUUCAAGCAAGUGUUUUACCCUCCGAUCUGGAUGUCGUCACCAGAAAGUAGUUCAAACUCACUGAUUGGCGUUUUUUUCAACUGGCAGUCGAUUAAUCUGUCAGACGAGUUGCCACAUUCGCUCCCAUGGAUCUUGGCACAACCCAAGUCUUACGGGUCCCAUUUAUCCGUCCAAGCUUGUACGAUAUCGGCUUAUUGGAACACCGGAGAGUUGCAGAUGAUUCAAAAAUCGGGCGGGGCUGUUGUACAGACUGCGGAGUUACCCAUGUCAGAGCCACAUAACGCAAGGCCCAUAACCUUGGAUCUAACCGGCAUCGACAAGAUUCAAAGCCCUGAAUUCCUUCGCGACCUGUGGUCUACUGGCUCAAUCAAGUAUAACCUUGGGAUUAUUUUUGCCCUCGCGAUCGCCGAAAUACCUAACAACGAUUUCCAACCAUCGUCUGAAAUGCCACCUGAUUUCAAUGAACACAACAUGACUGUUUUCAAGUGCACUACCUUUAUUUACGGCUACGGAUACGGCAGCAGAUCGACUUCUAUCCGACUUGCGAUACUAGUCAUGAUCACAUACUGCGCGAUCGCUACCGCCUACAUUGGAUACAUUCUAGUCACCGGAUCUACAUCGACAGCAUGGAACUCCACCAUAGAACUAGUUGCUCUUGCACUGCAUUCAAAGAAACCAGAUUACCUUGGACAUAUUUCUGUAGGACUCGACUCGAUUAAGACGAUGAAAGAAGGUGUUGGAAUCCGUGUUAAUCAGGACAACGAGCUUGAACUGGUCUUCGCGCACGACCGCGACAUUGAAAAGCGGUAUCUAAAGAAAAUUCAGAGCAACAAAGAGUACUAG
Bipolaris zeicola 26-R-13 is the source of this 948-nucleotide messenger RNA. RefSeq lists its product as uncharacterized. The coding region runs from base 1 to 948 and encodes 315 amino acids. The transcript has a single exon. The record is from RefSeq and is a predicted model, not a curated record. Lineage: Eukaryota; Fungi; Ascomycota; Dothideomycetes; Pleosporales; Pleosporaceae.